Molecule: messenger RNA, 3018 nt
Organism: Schizosaccharomyces cryophilus OY26
Lineage: Eukaryota; Fungi; Ascomycota; Schizosaccharomycetes; Schizosaccharomycetales; Schizosaccharomycetaceae
Product: Man5GlcNac2-PP-Dol translocation protein Rft1
Exons: 1
Coding region: 149-1780 (543 amino acids)
Biological process (GO): glycolipid translocation; dolichol-linked oligosaccharide biosynthetic process
Cellular component (GO): endoplasmic reticulum membrane
Source: RefSeq, a predicted model, not a curated record
CAGCAGUAUACCUGAAAGGUAGCUUAAGCCCCAUUGAAUCGUACAAUUAAUAGUUGGAUUUUUGUUACAGAUGCUUCUUUAGUGGUCUAUUAACAUUCAAUAGCUUCUCUCCGCUCUUUCUGUUUUGGCCUUUGUACUUGUAAUUGAAAUGGAUGAAAAGGUUGAAGGUGGAUCCUCCAGCUUUUCUAAGAUGUCUGCGUCAGAUUCAUUAUUACGUUCUUCUUCCAAGGGUCUUGGAUCUUCGAUUUUUUUUCAAAGUAUUUCUCGAGGUUUAACUUUCGUGUUGAAUCAGCUAACGAUUCGCUUCACGAGUCCUCAAGCAUAUGCAUAUUCAUCGAUUCAUUUUGAAAUUCUGAGGAGCACGAUCCUGUUCAUAAGUAGGGAAUCGGUCCGUCUUGCUAUGCAACGUAUGCCUUCUCAAGAGAACUGUCUUGAAGAUACGUUUAAAGCACCAGUCCCAGACUCCAAGUACCGUUCUGGGAGACUUCAGCUGGUUAAGAACGCUUCUGUGAUUACGGUUUAUGCUGGCAUCAUCGUUUCCAUUCUUGUCGCUUUUUUUUAUAUGUACGCUAUGCCAAUAUUUCCUUACAAAACCAUUUGUAUAUUAUUAUAUUCUUUUGCUGGCUUCCUUUACCUUCUUUCAGAGCCUUAUUAUCAAAUUUUGCAUUGGAGAAGACAAUUCUCCCCUACUGCCUCCGCCGAGGGUCUAGGAAUUAUUUCCAAUACAGUAACCUCAUUCUUAAUUUCUUUUUUUUCUCAAAGUGAAAAUCUUUCCGUUCUCCCGUUUGCUGUAGGAACGCUUAUGGAAUCCAUUGUUAAUUUUAUCACUUUAUACUCAGUUGCUAAUGAAAAGUCACUAUUCAUUAUACCUCGAAGAGUUUUACAUGAAGGGAAAUUGGUUUAUUGGGAGGAUUCUUUUCUCCGUGUCAUUUCUUCUCAUAUGUUUCAUCUCUUGCUUAAGCAUCUAAUGACGAAAGGCGACAAAAUAAUGAUUGCAUGGUAUGCUACACCUUCGGUACAAGGGCCUUAUGCGUUAGCCUCGAAUUAUGGAUCUCUAAUAGCCAGAAUUGUUUUUCGUCCAUUGGAGGAGCAUUCUCGAAUUGUGUUUGCACAGUUGACGCAUUCACCUGAGAAACAAGAUCGCAAGAAAGCGACUGUUCUUCUUCUUUGGAUUCUAAAGUUAUAUUUCUAUUUAACUAUGUUCAUCAUAUUCGGAUAUAAUUAUUCAAAUAUUGUUUUAUUAUUCGGCGCUGGUAAGAAAUGGGCUUCAGACGAAAGCGCUAGUGUUUUAUCUUGGUAUGCAUUUUACAUUCCCUUUAUGGCUGCGAACGGUGUUUUGGAGGCUUUUUUUGUAUCUACAGCCAGUUCUUUGCAGUUAUUAAGUCAGGGUAGAUGCUUUUUGCUUUCUACCAUCUUGUAUUUUGUCAGUGGGAAAGUCUUUUUGGAUUGGUUAUCUUUAGGAGCUCGUGGACUUGUUUUGGCCAACAUCUCAAAUCUUUUAAUCCGUAUCUUAUUCGUUAUUCAUUUUGUUCAUAAAAAUUUUCCUUCCCUCAAAUUCUCUGAGUCGUUGCCAGGGCUGUUUAUCAGCUUGUUAGCUGGUUUAUUUUCAGCCAUCAGCAGAACCCUUCUUCAUCAAUUUGAAAUACAUAACAUUAGAUUGCUUUUGUUUAUAGCAUCCGCACCUACAUUGGCGAUUAUUUAUGCCGUCACUAUACUUACGCUAGACAAAGAUAUUUCUAUGCUUAUUAUGUCAAGACUAAAAAAACCUCAUAAAGACUAAUUAAUUUCUUAUUGUCGAUAACUAAAAGAAUAUUCUAAUAAACAAUUCCUAUUGUACAUACUUCUAUGGGGCCUUAAAUCAAAAAAAAGAAAGGGAAAAGAAAAGAAAGGUCUCAAAAUGUUACCAGUAGCCAUCAUUAAAAUCGCACAAGAACGUUUGAAUUUUGAAGAUGUUCUUUUACAUGUUCAAUACUGCAAGUUUUGCGGUGGAAUAUACCAGCAGCAAGAGCCGCAUCACAAUCGGUUUCCUUAAAUACUUGCUCGAAAUGUUCAGAAACGCCUGCACCGCUAGAAGCAAUAACGGGAAUGUUGACGGAUCCCUUAACGAGACGGACUAGUUCUAUGUCAUAUCCAGCAUUUGAACCAUCUUGAUCCAUGCAGUUCAAAAGGACUUCACCAGCUCCCAUAGCUUCGCAUGCCCUAGCUAAUUCAACAACAUCCAUAUCACGAUAUUCCCUUCCACCCUUUACGGUACAUUGAUACCAAGCAUAUUCUUCUCCGUUUGGACCAAGAUGGGGAGUUUUGAUGGCAUGAUGCUUGGUCUCAUCAGGGCUUUUGACAUACUGGCGCUUAGGAUCAAUGGAAAUAACAACAGCCUGACAACCGUAUGCAGCAGAAAUGGUCUCGAUAGCGGUGGUUCGAGUCAGUUUUUGGUCAUUAGCAUAAUAUUGCUCAGCAGCAUAUACAGCAUCACUGCCGAUGGACACCUUGUCGGCACCCGAACGGAAAUAAGUGCCUGCUACUUCAACAGCGGAAUGCACUGUACCAUCAGGAUCAAUGAUUUCACGGAUACCACCACCAACAGUCAAAGGAACGAAAACGGUUUGAGCAGCUUUAGCGAGCACUUGAAGCAUAGGAGCAUCUACUAACGGACAAUUGCGAAAUGAGGUGAUAUUUAAGAAAACAACUUCAUCGGCACCUUCUUCAAAAUAGCGUUGACAUAGUUCAACAGGUUUUCCGAGGUUUCGAACUUCGCCACCAGCAUUAGCUUUCUCGCGAACGUCGUAUUGAUCACCUUUGGUAACAACGAGAUCGCCAGCAUCGUUCGAACGGACAUCAAGACAAGCAAUGACACGCUUUGUCAAACCUCCGGCAGCGUUUUCUAGCAAUUGAGUGUCCAUGCCACUAAUGGGCUUUUCAUAAUUUCCAGAUAAGAAAGCUUGUAUACAGCGUAAACCAGCAGCACCACUUUUUUCCGGGUGAAAUUGUGUAGCAAGGAAAUUUUUCUUCAUAAUAGCA